This is a messenger RNA of Scleropages formosus (Asian bonytongue), 2442 nucleotides long. It is a transcript of the gene zbtb8a, whose product is annotated as zinc finger and BTB domain containing 8A. Gene Ontology annotation, biological process: regulation of transcription by RNA polymerase II. The record is from RefSeq and is a predicted model, not a curated record. The transcript is spliced from 4 exons. Gene Ontology annotation, molecular function: protein binding; RNA polymerase II cis-regulatory region sequence-specific DNA binding; DNA-binding transcription factor activity, RNA polymerase II-specific. The coding region runs from base 118 to 1875 and encodes 585 amino acids. Lineage: Eukaryota; Metazoa; Chordata; Actinopteri; Osteoglossiformes; Osteoglossidae.
CUCCCGGACGUGGACGCAGUGAGAGCGGAACCUGGCCUGGGUGUCCCACACUUCCACGAUCACCCUGCAGCGUGUCGGUGAUGGAGAGCGCGCGCGGACGAGCGGGUCACCCGCACCAUGACGCCGGUGCUCGUGCUCGUGCUGAGUGUGGCGCUCGGGCGCGCCGGUCGGGCGAAAAGGGGACGCGGCUGCUUUAAGCGCCGGUCGCGGCCCUCGGGCGCUGCGCUGCGCUGCGCUUCGCUCCGCUCCGCGCCACUCCACACCCACGUCAGCAGCGGCUCCUUUGUCCACGGAGCGCCUUUCGCUCUUGGGCUCAACGGCGGCGGCGGAGAAGCGGAUAUGAACGUGGGGCCGCGGCGCGGGAGGGGCACGCGCGCUCACAGGGAACACACUGCGACGCCCGACAUGGAGCCGGUCUCCGACAGGCGGUCCCGGGGCUCCGCGCACCCGAGCCCGCAUACAGCAGUAGCCCUUGCACCCAAGAAACACAGACACUGUCCUCCUGUCCUCCGGUCCCCCUCCCCACAUCCACUCAGACAGGUGUCUCGGGCGUCCAGCACAGACAUGAUGGCUGCCCACCAGAGCCACCUCCUGAAGCAGCUGGACGAGCAGCGACGACAGGAGCUUUUCUGCGAUUGCCACGUGCUGGUGGAGGGUCAGCUGUUCAAGGCCCACCGCAACGUCCUCUUCGGUAGCAGCGGCUACUUCCGGAUGUUGCUGUCGCGCGGCGCCGACGAGUGCGGCACUCCCGUCACCGCCUCCUUCGAGGCCUUCAGCCCCGACACGUUCGCCGUCAUCCUGGACUUUGUCUACUCGGGCCGCCUGGACCUCACCAGCCUCAACGUCAUCGAGGUCAUGUCCGCCGCCAGCUACCUGCAGAUGAACGAUGUCAUCAGCUUCUGCAAGGACUUCAUCAAGUCCUCGCUGGACAUCAGCGUGAGGGAGGAGGACGACCGCUACCUUAGCCUGUCCGAAGGUGCGAGCUCCUUAAAGGAGGAGAGGCUGGCGCCCUGGCCCACCGCGAGCCCCCGGGCCGAGUACGGCGAGGAGAUCCAGCCGGACGUCGUCUCUCUGAAGCGAGAACCGGGUGCGGCGUCCCGCUGCGGGAGACGAAGGGGCCGAGCGGUGCCUCCGCAGACAUGCAAAGCUGAGGCGCGGCGGUCCGUCGCCCCGAGUCCAGAGCGCAGCACCAGGGCGUCCGGCAAGCGCAAGGCCUGGAGCUCCACGCCGGGGGUGGAGAUGGCCUCCCUCCUGGACCCACAGGGGGCGCCGGCCAACAAAGCCCGCAAGGCCGACGAGCUGUACGCCACCCUGCCCACCAUCGUGGGGGUCGUCGGCAUCUUCAACAAAGAUUCGAGCCCCUCGAUGCGCUUCAAGUGCCCCUUCUGCACCCACACGGUGAAGCGGAAGGCCGACCUGAAGCGCCACCUGCGCUGCCACACGGGCGAACGGCCGUAUCCAUGCGAGGCCUGCAGCAAGCGCUUCACGCGCCUCGAGCACCUGCGCAGCCACUUUGAGACGAUCCACCAGGCCAGGAAGCUGGUGUGCAGGAAAUGCAAGCGUCACGUGACGGAGCUGAGCGGCCGCGUCGUGUGCGAGGGGACGCGCCGCUACCGCCUCUGCAACGAGUGCAUCCAGGAGAGCGGCUGCGACGGCCUCGUCGCGGACGGCUGCGAGCCGGGCGACGGCGCGGCGGCGCUCCUCUCGGCCGCGGCCGGCGACGAGGACGACGAGGACAAGGAGGACAAGGAGGAGGACUGGCUGGCGGUGGCGGACGACGACGACGACGAAGACGAGCUCGCCGUGGACUCGGGGGCCGACCUCAUCAUCCAGGAGGUGGACGCCAGCGACGAGGAGCAGGAGCUGCACGGCUGAAGCUGGACACUCGGCCGAGCUCCUCCCCGCCUCGCACCACGCGCGUGAGACACGUCCCCUAGGGUGAGCUCCUCCAACAAUGACCCCACUUCUGGGCAUCACGCCCACGUGGGUCUGUAACUACAACUUUGACUUUCCUAACCGUACGCGCUGCAAGUCAUUGGAUACGACCGAAAAUGGACCUUUUGUCCAUUACCUUCUCUUUGUUACAUUUUACUGCAAAGAAGAAAAACGCUGUAAAUUCUGUUAAUUACUGUAUCCCUUUGUUUUAUUUAUGAUGUGCGUGUGCACCUGAGCGUCCUGGACGAGGGCGUGGCGAAGACGGAAGCUCUGGGACCGGGAUGCCGCCGCGGGGACGAGGACUGACGUCUGUAGGGGGCUGCCCUUUGUCUCCGCUUUUAUUUAUUUCACAUAUUCAUUCCCUCCUACUUUAUCAGCGCUUCUCCAUGAUCAGUUUUAUAUUUUAUAUGUAUAUGGAACUCCUUCUUUCUGGUAUUGUUAUUGUGACUGAUAUUUAUUUGCCCUUUUCUACUGCUUUUAUACUCAAUAAAGAUAUUUUUAUACACA